AUGCCUCCGCAAGGAAAACGCAGCUUUAAGCUGCUGGCCAAAAGGGUCACGCCCACGAUGAAACAAAAGCAGGGCAGAACCAACAAAAUCAUCAAGGCAGAUGCACUCAAAUGGAAGCCAGUUGACAUUCCAGACCACAUGGAAGACUACGGUGGUUUGUUUGGCAUUGAAGAGCUUGAGGGCGUUGAUGUUAAGAUGGUGAACGGUAAGGCCGAGUUUGUUUCUAGAGAGAGUGAUUUGGAGGCUUCCGAUGACGAGUUUUUGGGUUUCGAUGAGCCGAAGAAGAAGAAACAGAAGAAGAAUAAGCAGGAACUGAAGGAUGAGCUGGAAGAGGAAGUCAAGGAUGGCGAAUCUGAAGAAAAAGCCACUGAAAUGAGCCCCCAGGAUGAAAAGAAAGCCAAGCAGAAGGAGAAGAACAAGGCGAAGCUCAAGGAAAAGAAAGAGAAACAGAAACAGAAAAAGCUCGAGGCCAAGGAAGCCAGAGAAAAAGCUCUUGAAGACAAUGACGACAAUGAUGGAAAUCUCAGUGCCAACGCAUUUGCUGGUUUGGACAUUCCCCUUCCAGAUGACGAUAUCGAUUUGCCCAACUGGAACUCGGUUUCUCUCAGUCCGUAUCUUCUAAACGGUCUCCAGCUGCUUGGCUUCAAAACCCCAACGGCGAUUCAGAAAUCGGCCAUUCCUUUGGCUAUAGAAGGCAAAGACGUCAUUGGUAAAGCUACAACCGGCUCCGGUAAGACCCUAGCUUAUGGUCUUCCUAUUCUCGAAAGACAUAUCCAAAAGUUGAACGAAAUCAAGGAAACCCGUGCCAAAGAAGAAAUCCCACCUCCUUCUGGUAUAAUCUUUGCACCCACCAGAGAAUUGGCACACCAAGUUGUUGAUCACUUGAACAGAAUCUCAAAGUACGCUCCACUUUCACAGCAUGGUAUUGUUUCUAUUACUGGUGGUCUUUCUAUCCAGAAACAAGAGCGUAUGUUGGAAUACGGCCCUAGUAUCAUUGUGGCCACCCCAGGUCGUCUUUUGGAACUUAUAGAGAAAAACUCCGACUUGGCUGCUAGACUCGGUGCUACUGAUACCGUUGUCCUCGAUGAAGCUGAUAGAUUGUUGCAGGACGGACACUUUGAGGAGUUUGAAAAGAUUCUUGAGCUCUUCAUUAAAGGCAGAGAUAGCAAGAAGUAUGGUUACAAAUGGCAGACCUUGGUUUUCUCUGCCACUUUUUCCAAGGACCUUUUCGGUAAGCUCGACAAGAAGGGCAAGCAGAAGGAGAAAAAAGCUUACAGUGGAGGCCUUAUCGGCAACACCGAGAUUCUCGAACUUUUAUCCAAAAAGCUUCGAUUCAAGGAUCCCAAGCCAUCACUUUGUGAUGCCAACCCUAAGGAAAUCGUUUCUGGUCAAGUCACAGAAGCUCUUGUUGAGUGCGGUGCAGCAGAAAGAGACCUUUUCUUGUACUACUUUUUGCUCAUGUACCCUGGAUCCACGCUUGUCUUUGCAAAUGCUGUGGACUCCGUCAAGAGACUUGUUCCUUUCCUUGAAAACCUCAAAAUCCCAGCAUUCUCCAUCCACUCGUCGAUGGUUCAAAAACAGAGAUUGCGUGCUCUUGAACGCUUCAAGGCCUCCACGGAGAAUAACAAAACAUCUGUGCUUAUAGCCUCCGAUGUGGCAGCAAGAGGUUUGGAUAUUCCCCAUAUCGACCAUGUGGCUCACUACCAUUUGCCCAGAUCUGCUGAUGUGUACAUUCAUCGUUCGGGUAGAACUGCCAGAGCCGGUGAAGAAGGUGUUUCUGUCAUGUUUUGCUCUCCACAAGAGGCCUCGGGACCUUUCAGAAAGUUGAGAAACCUCGUGGCUGCAAGUGCUGAAAAACACUCCAAGGUUUCUGGGAAAGGAGACCUCAAGAUGUUGGACAUUGACUACGACCUUGUUACUCAGCUUAGAGAGCGGGUUCGUAUUGCAUCCAAAUUGGCAGAUUCGUCUAUUGCAUCUACAGCAACAAGAAAAGAGUCGUCAUGGGUCAAACAGGCUGCUGAGGAUUUGGGAAUUGAGGACCUUGAUGGUAUUGAAGAUUUCGAGGAUGAUGUGAUUAAAAAGCAAAAGAAGAGAAAUGACGGCAAGAAGCUCACGAAUGAGGAGGCCAAGAUCGAAAAAGCCAAGCUCAGAGAGCUUCUCAAUGUUCCUCUUCGGAAGAACCACAGAAGAUCAUACCUCACCAGUGGACUUGAAAACUUGGCACACCAGAUCGUUUCAGGUAAAACAUCAGAAACCGUUCUUGGUAGAGAAGCCGUGAAGGCCUUGGACGAGCUCAAGGGCCAAAAAAAGAACAAAAAGAACAGAAAAUAA
This is a messenger RNA of Candidozyma duobushaemuli, 2331 nucleotides long. RefSeq names its product putative ATP-dependent RNA helicase (gene MAK5). The transcript has a single exon. Bases 1 to 2331 code for a protein of 776 amino acids. Gene Ontology annotation, cellular component: nucleolus. Gene Ontology annotation, molecular function: nucleic acid binding; RNA helicase activity; ATP binding. The record is from RefSeq and is a predicted model, not a curated record. Lineage: Eukaryota; Fungi; Ascomycota; Pichiomycetes; Serinales; Metschnikowiaceae.